Messenger RNA from Acromyrmex echinatior (Panamanian leafcutter ant), 2419 nucleotides. RefSeq names its product Autophagy-related 10 (gene Atg10). Gene Ontology annotation, cellular component: cytosol. Gene Ontology annotation, biological process: protein lipidation; protein modification by small protein conjugation; autophagy of mitochondrion. The record is from RefSeq and is a predicted model, not a curated record. Gene Ontology annotation, molecular function: Atg12 conjugating enzyme activity. NCBI's taxonomy places the organism in Eukaryota, Metazoa, Arthropoda, Insecta, Hymenoptera, Formicidae.
CACGCGCUGCACGACUACACGCAGAUGAGUCGACGGAGUAUACUCGUCGUCCCUCACCUCUCUCCCUCACUCCGUGCCUAUCUUCGUUACGCUCUGUCUCGCUCGCUCGCCGCUCGCCGCUCCCUUCACACCGUUCCUCCCUAUCGCUCGAUCUCUCGCAGUAUCGAUGCGCCAUCCUCGUCCCUCGCACCGGCCGGGAACAGUGCGCGCGCAUCGCCGCUUGUUAUGCCAGUGCCGUUACGAGUGGCUCGAAAAACGAAGGGGCGAGUGAAACCCUCUACGUCCCCGUAGUUGCGUGAUGAUUUUCUCUGUUGUCCAAUGUAGAUUAACUUUAAUCUCAGUUUAAUUUACUCUUUAUCUUUUUUUAAUUCGAAGAACUGGAGAAAGAUGAAAAAUCUCGUACCAAUGGAUGGCCCAGGCACGGUUACAUGGGAGGAAUUUCUCGAGAAUGCAGAAAGGUUUCUUGUUGUUUCAGACAAGAUAUCGGACGGAUGGAAGCUCUACGGGAACAAGGAUAUUCCUGGACAAGCUUAUCUAGUUAGAAGAGCCAAGUGCUUCGUUCCAAGCGACACAACCGCAAGAAAGGACUGCUCGACCGACGACGAUAACGAUACCCAGGAGUUGCAAGUGAGAUUUCGGCUAGAUCCGCAUGAGGCUGUUUCCACAAGCGAAAUGCCUUUUAUUAUCGAGCAUCACAUUUUGUGGUCUAUCAGCUAUAGCGUCCCAGUUCUCUUCUUCAAUGGUUGGAAAUCAGAUUUCCCCGGGAUUAACCCAGUGAGCGUAAAUGAGGCUCAAACGGUCCAUGGUUACAAAUUAAAUUACACGGAAUUAUCGCAAGCGAUUCACCCUAUCGUCGGCACGCCAUUCCUGCAAUUACAUCCGUGUCUAUCCCAAGGGUUGUUGCGGACCAUGUCAAAGAGCAAGAAUAAACUCGUCAGCUGGCUGAGCUGCGUGGCAUCCACGGCCCUAAAUCUCAAAAUACAUCCGGAGUAUUUCAAAUUGACUCACUGAAGCUCAGAACGAAUAUUCGAAGGAACAAUUCAAUGGAAACAUAAUAGUUUAGAUUUUGUAAACCAGUAAUGUGCAACCAGUAUUCUUAAUUUUCCAAAAAAAUAAAAUCAGAAAAAAAUCUGAUUUAUUUUAUUUACAUAAAAUGGAGAAAAUGAUUUUAUAUUUUUGAUUUCCAUACAACACAUUUUAUCCAAGAGACAUCUUGAGAUAUUCAGAGAGAUGUUCUCUGGACGUCAUUAAGACAUAUCUUGGAGGUCUGUGCUAUAUCAUCGUGUCGCAAAAAAUUAACAGACGGGCCACAUGCAGGCCACAAAAGUUGCGCAUCACUGCUGUAUAACCAUUUCUGCGAGCAUUGUUUUUUGUAUUCCAACUUUACUGAAAGGAGAAAAAUACUAGUCUGUUUUCUAAACUAGUACUACACUUUUGGAACUUAAAGUAAAAUAGAUAUAUAUGUUUAUUUGACGAAAGCGAGAAAGAAAGUUCUAGUACUCUCUAUAUAAAACAGACCUAUAUUUUAUUUUUGUAAGCCCGUCGUUUAACCGAUGACUCAUACGUCAAAGAGACUUUCCUGUAAGUAAUAAGCAUGUUUCAAGAGAUCGCCCUGCGUGCGGGAGCGUCUCCGUUCGAUUGAUCCGCGAAUAAUUCUAGUCACGAAUAUUCGAUGGUGACGACGAUUCGAGUGGAAUUCGUUCGCGGUCGACAACGGCAUGGCGGAUUUAGCGUUGACCCAUGGUGGGCCGAGCAAAUUGCUCGCAAUUGGGCGGCAUUUCGAGUGCGCGCGCGAGAGGGGAAGCGGAGGGCAAAAAAGGUUGGAGCGUGGAAAAGAGAGCACGCAAUUAAUGCGACCGCGCGCGCGCGGCAAUUAGUCCGCACAAGGACGUAUUUGCGUGCGGCCCCGGGAAUAUUCGUUCACGACGAAUGCGCAGUUUUCGUAUGCGCGCAAGUACGUACAGUCGGCUGCGUUAACGAUAUCCGGUACAGGGCGGUUAACGCCACUUCUCGCCAAUUUUAUUUAUGCUGUUCGCGAACGCGGGCAAUGAUCAUCGAACCGUACAAUUAACUGUAUAAUAAACGAAAUGUAAAUCUGAGGAAAAGUUUGUCCAAAUGUAAAAGAAUAAGAGACUGAAGAUGUUACUGAUGACACCAUCAUUAACACUGUUAAUACUAAAGAAGUAGGUAUCCCAAGCAGAAUAAUAAUUAAGUCACGAUAAUUUCAAACUGAUGUUAAAAUGACGUUACAAUGAUUGAAAAAUGAUAUUUAAUAAUUAUUCUGGAAUCAUUUUGACAUCAUUUUGAUAUUAUAAUGACUUGUUCUGCUGGGUAUCGAGCGGUCACAUUAUUGACCGUUCCUAUUUUUUAGAUUAUAUUUCCGUAUAAAAAAAUAGGAUUCUAAAAUUUGUUAAUUUUU